Messenger RNA from Perca fluviatilis (European perch), 4156 nucleotides. RefSeq names its product nicalin (gene ncln). The transcript has 15 exons. Gene Ontology annotation, biological process: regulation of signal transduction. Bases 125 to 1858 code for a protein of 577 amino acids. Gene Ontology annotation, cellular component: endoplasmic reticulum membrane. The record is from RefSeq and is a predicted model, not a curated record. NCBI's taxonomy places the organism in Eukaryota, Metazoa, Chordata, Actinopteri, Perciformes, Percidae.
GUUGCUCCGGUUGCGGUUAGCUAGCUAGCUAGCUAAACUGGGUCCCCGAUUGUCAGUUGCUGAGAGCGGUGACAGCUGAACAUAUUAUUUUAUCUCUAGCUGUGCGCUCAAUACAAUCGCCACAAUGUUUGAGGAGGCUAGUGAAGUGUUCGACAACAUGUUUAAAUCUUCGUUUCCCCUUACCUUCAUUGUGUUUAUCCCCGCGGUGUUGAUCCUGGUGUCACCGCUCCCGGCCGAGGCGGCACAUGAGUUCACGGUGUACCGCAUGCAGCAGUACGACCUGCAGGGACAGCCUUACGGUACCAGGAAUGCCAUCCUAAAUACGGAGGCUCGUACUGUGGAAGCAGAAGUACUAAGUCGUCGCUGUGUUAUCAUGCGACUGGCAGACUUCUCCUAUGAAGAGUACCAGAAAGCCCUACGCCAGUCGGCAGGAGCUGUGGUCAUCAUCCUGCCCAAAAACAUGUCUGCUAUGCCCCAGGACAUAGUACAGCAGUUCAUGGAGCUGGAGCCAGAGAUGUUGGCCACUGAGACCAUCGUCCCCGUCUACUUUGCCAUGGAGGACGAUGAGCUGCUGUCCAUCUACACCCAAACCCUGACCUCCUCCUCCUCACAGGGCUCCUUAUCAGCAGCUGAAGUGCUGCUGCAUACGGCCACAGCCAACGGCUUCCAGAUGGUCACCAGUGGAGCUCAGAGUAAAGCUAUCAGUGACUGGGCCAUCACCAGUCUAGAGGGUCGUCUGGCUGGAGUUGGAGGAGAGGACCUGCCCACUAUUGUCAUGGUUGCUCACUACGACUCGUUUGGUGUUGCUCCAUGGCUUUCAUACGGAGCAGACUCAAAUGGCAGUGGGGUGUCCAUGUUACUGGAGCUGGCUCGUCUCUUCUCGAAACUUUACACUUAUAAAAGGACACACGCUGGGUACAACCUGCUGUUCUUUGUGUCUGGUGGGGGGAAGUUCAACUACCAGGGCACCAAACGUUGGCUGGAGGACAAUCUGGACCAUACAGACUCCAGUUUGCUGCAGGACAACGUAGCCUUUGUGUUGUGUCUAGACACUCUGGGGAACGGAGACUCUUUGCACCUUCAUGUGUCCAAACCUCCUAAAGAGGGAACUCCUCAGUAUUCUCUACUUAAAGAGCUGGAGAUGGUGGCUGCGAGUCAGUUCCCAGAAGUCAAGUUCUCUAUGGUCCACAAGAAAAUCAACCUGGCCGACGACAUGCUGGCCUGGGAGCACGAGCGCUUCGGGAUCCGCCGGCUGCCGGCCUUCACGUUGUCCCAUCUGCCCUCCCACCGCCUGGCUCAGCGCUCCAGCAUCAUGGACGUGCGGUCAGUGUCCCCCUCCUCUCGCCAUGGAGCGGGAGAGCCCCCUGCUGGGCCUCAUGUCGACGUGAAGAAACUCAGCAGGAACACCAAGCUGGUAGCAGAGGCACUGGCAAGGGUCAUUUACAACCUCACUGAAAAGGGGGCUCCUGGAGACCUGCAGAUCUUCACUGAACAGAUGCAGGUGCAGGACGAGCAGCUAUCAGCAGUGGUGGACUGGCUCACAGCGCAGCCCAGAGCCGCUCAGCUGGUGGACAAAGACAGCAGCGUGGUGUCCACUCUGGAGUAUCACCUCGGACACUACCUCAAGGAUGUCAAGAGACACUACGUCAAAGCUGACAAAAGGGAUCCAGAGUUUGUAUUCUACGACCAGCUGAAGCAGACUAUGAAUGCUUACAGAGUGAAGCCUGCUAUUUUUGACUUGCUGCUGGCAGUCUGCAUUGCAGCCUACUUAGGGAUGAUGUAUCUUGCUAUCCAGAACUUUGGAGUCCUGUACAGUGUUGUCCGUAGAAUCACCCAACCCAAGGCGAAGAUCCAUUAAGGUGCACAACGCCGCAUUUCUUUUUCCGAUCCCACCCUUUUCCUCAAAUCAAGAAACUUUAACCAGUAAGAACAUCGAAGCUGGGCCGAGCUUCUGUCCUCAUGACGGUUUCAAACCAGCAGAAUCUCUUCCUUUCAUUUCCUUCAUCCUGAUACCACAAACUAUGAUGUCAGAUCCUGUCCUGCUGCCAACUUAAUCCAUUUGGUCUCACAGACCAGAAUAAUCAGGAAUCAUUUUUCAAUCUCCCUGUCUUCAUGAACACAUUUUGUCUUGUCAUUCAUCAAAAAAAGAAUCCCUCGCGUCGGACAUAUUUCGUUGUUUGACUGUCGUGAGGGAUGCAAAGCAUCUGUCCACACCGCUGAGAUCUAGAUGAGAUUAAGUGAGUUUCUGAUGUUGCUGUUCCAGCGAACACUCCUCAUUCCUCCUCUCGGUAUACCGUACAAGUGAUCGUUGUGCCAAACCGACGCCAUGUGUUGUCUCGGGCAGCUACAGGGAGAAACUGACCACACAGAGUUUAGCCCAGAAUUUCUUUUGUCGAGAGAUGUGUUCACCCAACCUGGUUGUUAAAGGACAAGUUCACAUUUUCCAAUCUGCUUAAAUACAAUACUCACAUUUCCAUAAAGACGUUUACAGUCACUUUAAUGGUUCUUUCUCUACAUACUGACUGUUUAAAUACCCCCUCCUGAAUCCACAGUCCUGGUUUUGUGCAAAAACCUAAUUUCAGCUGAUUCAAAGUCUUUUUGGUAAGACAUUCCCUCUUUAUGUCAUUCUAAAGGACUGUAGCAUCAGGCCAAACCCAUUUUAGCUUCAGAUGAACUGCACUUUUGCACAGAAAGGACUGUGGAUUUUGUCUUCCAUCUCUUCAGGGCUGCAACUAACCAUAAUAAUUUUAUAGUCAACCGAUCCGUUUUUAUAAAUUGAUCGAUCGCUUAGACUAUAAAAUGUCAGAAAAUAGUGCAAAAUGCCUAUUGCAGGUUGUCAGAGUCCUAGAGGACAUCAAGAUGACCUCAAAUUGCAUUUCCAUAAAAUGUACAAUAAUAUAUAAAACAUUGCAACAAAUCACAUUUGAUGGCUUAAACGAUGAAGCGAUUAUCAAAAUAUUUGGUAAUAGAUUUUCUUUUUUCUAUCGACUUAUGUCAUAUAUGGGCACAUGAGUAUUUUGUUGAGACAGACUUGGAAAAAAAAUCUGAACUUAUCCUUUUUAAAUGACCAGUGAAAAUGACUCCACAAAUAUCGUUUACGGAAAAGACCAGUUGCCUAAAUGAAAUGUGAAGUAGUGUUUAGAUUAUUGCGAUUCCAUUGCCUCGGUAGUGAAUUUAUUAAACAUUUGAUUGAAUGGAAGAAAAAGAAAUCUUUGCCAAAUAAUUAUUGUAUGGUUUAAUCUCCCCCUUUCUCCCUGUUGAAUAUACAACAUUAUGGAAAUUUAAAGCAGAUUCUGCCUUUACAUUUUCCUUCUUACUUUUUGUGUAACUUUUUUCCUGUAGUCGAGGUUUGUUUCCUGUUGCUGUGUGACUUGAUGUCUUAUUUUUACUGCUCAAGUCUUCUUUUUUAAAUCUAGAAUAAAAAACAGAAAAACAAAGUCAUGCUGGUGAUGUCGACUUAUCUUAAGGCUCAUGAUAAAGAAAGGUCACGUGCAACAAAACAUGUUUGUCUAAUCGGAGCACGUGUGUGUUAAGCGUAUGACUACAACGCCAACACAUCGUGACAAGAUAAAACUCGCCCUUUACUGCUUUUAUCAGAAAAUGUGCUGACUGCAGCACUGUGAUUUGACUGGAUCAGACGUUUUUAAAGCUGUUAAGAUUUUGGUCAAGCCAGCACUGCAGUUUUUGUACACUGGAUGUCUUAAAAUGGGCAAUAACACAAAGGGUGUUGGAUUAAAUGGGGACAAAUAUCUUAAACACACCUAGAUUCAUUUCAUGAGGUGUGUGUGUGUGUGUGUGUGUAAGUGUGUAACUAAUACUGCAGUGUUUCCUUGACCAUUUCUCUGCCCUGGUCUUGCCUUGUUGUGGGUGAACGGUGUUUAUUUACCAUUUUGUAUUUUCCAUGUUUUUCUGCAUGACCUGUGACCCCCACAUGUCGCCAUGGUAACAAUGACAGGAUUUUCUUUUUUUUUUAAAUGUACCACUAUGAGGGAAAUACUGUGUGGUACAUAUGAAUUUUUAAUUUAUUGAAGCAGUUGGUUUUCAUUUGUGCACUGAACUGAACUCUUCUCUGGUCUGAACCUCAUCCACAACACUUGAUCUUUGCAAUGAAAAUGAUAUCAGGUGUGAUUAAAAGAAAUAAAAUAAAUCACAAGGA